Messenger RNA from Salvia miltiorrhiza (redroot sage), 2011 nucleotides. RefSeq names its product ATP synthase subunit O, mitochondrial-like. The record is from RefSeq and is a predicted model, not a curated record. The transcript is spliced from 6 exons. Gene Ontology annotation, molecular function: proton-transporting ATP synthase activity, rotational mechanism. The coding region runs from base 961 to 1713 and encodes 250 amino acids. Gene Ontology annotation, biological process: proton motive force-driven mitochondrial ATP synthesis. NCBI's taxonomy places the organism in Eukaryota, Viridiplantae, Streptophyta, Magnoliopsida, Lamiales, Lamiaceae.
UAUUACUAUUUUUGUCCGUCCAUAAAUUUUUUUUAUGUGUUUUCCUUUUUUAAAAAAACUCUUUUAUACUUUAAACUUUAUUCACACUCAAUAUUUACAAAAUACUCACCUUUUACUUUUAUAUUUUGGUGGGCUCAACACUAUCAUUUAACAUUAAAAUCAAAUCUUUCAACUUUUUUAUUAAAAUUUGUGUCCUCCACAAUACACUCUUUGUGGAAGGAGGGAGUAUCUCCGGUAACCCUAUCUAAUCCCAUCUGUUGUCCUCCUCCGGAGCUGCCCCAUGUACCCAUCUUCCUCCGCUUCCGAUGAUAGCAGACCAGCGACUAACAGCAGCAACAACCCUCGUUGAUGUCGUCCAUCCAGCAACAACAGCAUCCCGCGUCGAUGCCGUCCAUCCUUCCCUACUCUACUGCUACAGCUUGCCGCAACGCCACCUGCCCUGCAUCCCCUCCGCCCGUCUGCCGCCAGCAGACAACAGACCUUCUUGCUCCACUGCCACACCCUAUCUCUGUCGGUUUGGUCAGUUACCGAUCAAAAUAGAUCGACUUCAGUCGAUCGGUUUUGGUCGAUUUUAUAUGCUUUGAUUGGUCGGUUCAAUUCGUAUUUUACACCUAUCAGUUCAAUUUUGAUUUGAGUAUAUUGGGUCUGUUCAAUUUUGAACUGAGCAUAGCGGUAGAUAAGGGUAAUAUUUUUGGGUGUACCCGCAAUUUACGGGUCGAAUACCUGUAAUUUGCGGGUAGGGAACCCGCUCAGCCCCGAAUUUACACCCCCACUUCCCAAGCCAAUCCAGCAGUUUAAUCAUGCCCAUCAACAACUAACAGACACACGUGGCAAUUAAUAAUCGCGGUAGCACGGAAAAUCUAUGCAUCGACGGGUUAAACCUAAGUACUCCAAUGGCAGUGUGAGGAGUUGGAGCAGUGUUAGGACACCAAUUUUUUCAACAAAAUUUCCGAACUGGCAAUGGCUACGCGCAUGAGAUCGGGGCUUCGUCUUCUCCGCCGUGCCCUCUUCGUCGAAUCUUCCUCCACCGCCUCGGAGAGAUCCGUCGGCUCCACAGCUGUCCUCUCCUCCGGUUCCACCCUCAGUGAGUUCACGAGGAACUAUGCUUCUGUACCUGCUUCUAAACCGCAGAAAGUGAAGGUUCCAGUGACAAUGUUUGGAGUUUCUGGGAACUACGCAUCAGCCUUGUACAUUGCAGCAGUUAAAGCAAAUGUUCUGGACAAAGUUGAAUCUGAGCUUCUCACCCUUGUUGAAGCUUCAAAAGCAAGCCCUACGUUUGCACAAUUCAUGAAGGAUGCUUCAGUAACUUCAGACACCAGAGUGAAGGCAAUAAAUGAUAUCUGUGGUCAAGCUAAAUUUUCAGAUAUCACAAAGAACUUCAUGGCUGUUGUUGCUGAAGCUGGGAGGCUGGGACAUUUGGGACGGAUGGUGCAAAGAUUCUCAGAGCUUACCAUGGCUCACAGAGGGGAAGUAAAAGUUACUGUGACAACUGUGAUUCCUUUGCCUCAGGAAGAGGAGAAUGAAUUGAUAGAGACAUUGCAGGAGAUACUUGGACAAGGGACGAAGGUUAUAGUUGACCAGAAGAUCGAUACCAGCAUUCUUGGUGGUCUUGUGGUAGAAUUUGAUCAGAAAGUUUUUGACAUGUCCAUAAGGACUAGGGCGCGCCAGAUGGAGCGCUUCCUGCGCCAACCGACUAACCUAGACGCCCUAUAAACGGUUAAUCAGUACAGUUUCAGAUGGCUUGCCCUAAAAUUUUGGGGAGAUAAACGCAACUCUGAUUUUGAAUGUGACGAGAGAUGCCUUACUGCCAUUCUUACUAAUCUCCUGCGAAUAAAUGACACUCCUGUUUCAGGGUUGCUUCAGUCAUAUGAUAAACACUGUAAUGUUUAAACUGCCUCGUUAUAAAUUUUUUAAUUCAUCAAUUGUACACUGAAACCUGCAUUUUUAGAAUGAAUGGAGGAAUAUUUUGUUUUCAGCUUUAAUAUAUUUCGCAUAAGUAAUUGCAGGAAUA